This is a messenger RNA of Phialemonium atrogriseum, 1225 nucleotides long. Its product is annotated as kinase-like domain-containing protein. Bases 1 to 1143 code for a protein of 380 amino acids. Lineage: Eukaryota; Fungi; Ascomycota; Sordariomycetes; Cephalothecales; Cephalothecaceae. The transcript has 4 exons. The record is from RefSeq and is a predicted model, not a curated record.
AUGGCGCCCCUCGACCAACCGAAGAAUGACGAGCUCUCUUCUCGGGUCUUGCAGCAUUUGUCACACACUCGGUAUGCUUGCUCGUCAUUGACCCGGUUAAGCAGCGGUACCACCAACUUCGUUUUCCGGGGCAUCCUCGCUCAGCCCUUCCUCCGCUACCAGGACGGAAUGACAGCAUUAGCCGCCCACACCAUCAUCGUCAAGCACUCCACAGACUAUGUGGCCGUCAAUCGGGAUUGCCCUCUUGACGUGUCCCGUUGUUUCUUCGAGGAAUACAUGCUCAACUCCCUUCAAAAUUCAUCCUCGACGUCUACAUCAGUCAAGACACCGCGUCCUUUCCUGUUUGAUCGGGAGACAAACGCCCAGGUCUUGGAAGAUGUCCCCGACUCGGUCGAUCUAAAAUCAAUUCUCGUUUCACCCGAGGCCAAUCACCUCCUCAUCCGGCCCCUCGCAACAUGCAUUGGCCGCGAUAUGGGAACUUGGCUCCGGUCCUUCCACGAUCAGUGUUUGGCGCCUGCGCAAGCUGACCUUCGAGCAGAGAUUGGGCGGAAUGAGCCGAUGAGGUUGAAGUAUCUUAUCACAUAUCAUCGUUUCAUCGAGGUGCUCGAGAACUUCCCGAAAGUUCUGGAGGGGUGCAGGAAGACGUUAGAAGAUGGCAAGGGCAUGGCGGCAAGGGAGUUUGAAAUAUGGGCGACAGAGCCCGAUGAGGGACGCGGGGACUGGGGAGUAAUACAUGGGGAUUUCUGGUCUGGGAAUGUCCUGGUACGGAACCCAAAGUCAGAAACGCAGCAGCCAGAAGGAACCAACGAGCUUUUCAUCAUCGACUGGGAGUUCGCCCAGUUCGGCCAUCGAGCCUACGAUCUCGGCCAAAUGAUCGGCGACCUUUACGAGCGGAAGCACUUUAACGAUGUCGACAGCGCCAUGUGGGCUAUGCAGGGGUUUAUAGACGGACGGCCGGUCCAUGCGGGCGUACACCUUACCGGUUGGUACACUCGCCGUGCUCCGAACGAUUCCCUGACAGGUACUCCAGAGCAGAUUGUAGGUGCGAUGGAGCUUGGAAGGGACUUCAUUGUGAAGGGGUGGGAGAAGGACAAGAAUUGGGUUGAACACAGCGUGCUGGCGCCUUUGUUCAAGGAAAGCUAGACUAACUUAUAAUUCGACCAUUCGGUCUUCAGAGGAAACCGUGCUUCGCACCUGAAUGGCAACAUAUCUCCUUGAUAGUCCC